Molecule: messenger RNA, 757 nt
Organism: Striga asiatica
Lineage: Eukaryota; Viridiplantae; Streptophyta; Magnoliopsida; Lamiales; Orobanchaceae
Source: the annotation of a GenBank genome assembly
AUUUAUUGAGGAGGUGGGGAUGGUGGUUGCGUGUUCGGUUUACAGACGUGUGUAAAGGCACUAUAAACAACACUGCACAUAGAUUUAUCCUAAAAUCCUUUCUUGGUUUUUCUUUUUUCGGCCAAUUUCAUUAUACGACUGCUAUAUUUUGAUUCAAUUAUUUCGUGCCUUUACUACGGCCAUGACGAACAACGACGAUGAUGUACUAAAAAUGGCGGCAAUCUUUCGCAACCCAGGAUGGAGCGAGCAGGACGUCUUGGAGUGUUACAAACUCUUCUUUGAAAAGGCUCUCGCAUUGCCCGACAUUCACAAUUUUAAGGUGUUCAACUCAAUAUGGUCUCCACUGGCGCAAGAUCUGUCGGAAGUAUUGGGCAGGUCUGUAGAUAACCGGGCUGUUAGAGAACAAGUUCAGCGGCUAAGGAACCACUACAACCUUUUCACGAAGUUUCUCCAGAGAACACGCUCAAAAGUCGAUUCGAAAACUGACGAGGUUAGGGUGAACAACUUCUAUCGGUUCUAUGCGUGGCCCGAGGAAAACACUAUUGAACGAUUUCUCCGAACAACUGGCUUCAAGUGGCACAGCGAAUGCAUGCUGGUAUUUGAAAUGAGGGAAGCCGCUAAAAUUUGUUUCAACGAUGCUCUUCAGUCGACUUUUGAUGUCCCCAGCGAUUCUGAAUCUUCAUCUGCUAUGUAUGUCACUUUUGUGGAGAUCUUGUUGUGGAGUUCUUCUGAUUAUGUCACGGUUAGAUCAUGUUAG